UUCCACGUGGGACAAAUCCCAUUAUGAGACAUAGCAAGAAUAUUUCAUUCUAGAUUUUAGAAUCCCAGGUUUUGGCUCACUUUGGUCAAGAAAAAUUAUAAAUAGUUGAGUUAGAGAUACUUAAAUGUUAGCCUCUUGGAGUGCAUGGCAAUUGGUUUUGACCUCUAUAUUAAAAUUCACAAGACCACGGACAUAAGUCAAAACAGGUCCCCUUCGUCUCCCUAGUCACCAUCUCCAGGGCUAAAAAACAGACUUGAAAUGGGUGCCAGUUAGACCACAGGAAACAGGAUCUACAAGCACCAGGAGCUCAUCUAUGGCUAUCUAACAUCGCCUGGGGACACCUCACUCUGGCAGGCUCCUGCUGGCUGGAGAUUGUUAACAUCGCCAAUCAGAUGUUAAUUGAAUGCAAAGGAAUAGGAAAUAAAUUCUGGUUCUGAAGGGGCAGCUGGAAAGGUGUUGGGCUUCUCAGACUCCGACCUACAUUACAAAGCAGGCCUAACGCCAAGCAUACUCCUUGCCAGAGGAAACGGAAAGCCCCUCUCCCGUUUUUAGAAUCAGGCUGGAAAACGCGGGUCCCAGAAGGUGGGAUUAGAAAACAAGCUUGCUUGGCGGCGCCCUGUGGUCCCUCGAGGAAAUAGGACAGAGACAAAGAGGGCUUGCUUCUGGGAAGCCCUAAAUUCGAAGCCAAUCCUUCCUCCUAGACACGACUGCAGCUUUAAAGCGCAGGGCGCACACCUCCCCUCCCGGAUCUCUAGGGCGAAGGCAGGUCGAGGGGCAGCCAAAGAGGCGCAGAGAAGAGUGAGAAUGUGCCCAGCAAGCGGCGGGAUCAAAGCCUGGGUCUCUAAUUCCCAGGCUGGAGAUUCUGGGCUGCCUGCUCCUCCUGCACCGGGCGAAGAGCCCACCUGGGAUCCAAGCGGGCGGCCGCGCCACUCUCGCAGGCUCCAUACACCCGCCACUACCCGCCUGUGCCACCUGCAGCCGGCAGUGCAGCCUGCUCGCAGGUCCCGCAGGACGCGCUGCAGGUGCGCCGGGCGUCCCGAAGCUCAGCCCUCGCGUCCCUGCCCCGCGCCCAGCUCCUCACGCUCGGUGCCCGCGCCCCGCAGCGGCAGCGCAGAACGCACCGCCUCCGCCACAGCCCGGGAAGCGCUCGGGCGAAGAGGAGGAGCCAAGGGUACCGAGCGGGUGGAGUCGGGAGCCGGAGAGCGGUGGAGGCGGAUUUCCUGGGCCCGGCUCUUUGGCGCUACCAUGGCGUUUGGCAAGAGUCACCGGGAUCCCUACGCGACCUCCGUGGGCCACCUUAUAGAAAAGGCUACAUUUGCUGGAGUUCAGACUGAAGAUUGGGGCCAGUUCAUGCACAUCUGUGACAUAAUUAACACUACCCAGGAUGGGCCAAAAGAUGCAGUGAAAGCUUUGAAGAAAAGGAUUUCCAAAAACUACAAUCAUAAAGAAAUCCAACUUACCUUGUCACUUAUUGACAUGUGUGUGCAGAACUGUGGUCCAAGUUUCCAGUCUCUGAUUGUGAAGAAGGAAUUUGUUAAAGAGAAUUUAGUUAAGCUACUGAAUCCCAGAUACAACUUGCCAUUAGACAUUCAGAAUAGAAUCUUGAAUUUCAUUAAGACUUGGUCACAGGGUUUCCCAGGAGGUGUGGAUGUAAGCGAAGUCAAAGAAAUAUACCUCGACCUGCUUAAGAAAGGCGUUCAGUUUCCUCCCUCAGGAGCAGAGGCUGAAACAGCAAGACAGGAGACUGCUCAAAUCUCAUCAAAUCCUCCAGCAUCUGUCCCUACUGCACCAGCUCUUUCUUCCGUGAUUGCGCCAAGGAACUCGACUAUUACAUUGGUCCCAGAACAGAUUGGAAAACUGCACAGUGAAUUGGAUAUGGUGAAAAUGAACGUGCGAGUGAUGUCCGCCAUAUUGAUGGAGAAUACUCCUGGGUCUGAAAACCAUGAAGACAUAGAGCUUCUGCAGAAACUCUAUAAAACAGGUCGGGAGAUGCAGGAGAGGAUCAUGGACCUGCUUGUGGUGGUGGAGAAUGAAGAUGUCACUGUUGAGCUAAUUCAGGUGAAUGAGGAUUUGAAUAAUGCCAUCCUUGGAUAUGAGAGGUUUACUAGAAACCAACAAAGGAUUUUGGAGCAAAAUAAGAACGAGAAGGAAGCCACCAAUACUACCAGUGAGCCUUCUGCCCCAUCUCAAGAUCUCCUCGACCUAAGUCCCAGUCCCCGGAUGCCUAGGGCCACUCUGGGAGAACUCAACACCAUGAAUAAUCAACUUUCAGGCUUAAAUUUCAGCCUUCCAAGUUCUGAUGUAACAAACAACUUAAAACCCAGUCUCCAUCCACAGAUGGACUUGCUAGCCUUGGAGAAUACAGAGAUACCCUCGUUUGCCCAAAGGACCAGCCAAAACCUCACCUCAAGCCACGCAUAUGAUAACUUUCUGGAACAUUCAAAUUCAGUGUUUCUACAGCCGGUUAGUCUACAAACCAUUGCAGCAGCACCGUCAAACCAGAGUCUGCCACCUUUGCCCAGCAAUCAUCCAGCGAUGACAAAAAGUGAUCUCCAGUCACCUAAUUACUACGAGGUAAUGGAGUUUGAUCCCUUAGCUCCUGCUGUCACUACAGAAGCUAUUUAUGAAGAAAUUGAUGCUCACCAGCACAAAGGAACUCAAAAUCAUGGUGACUGAGAAGAAAGUGGAUGAUCAGCUCACUAGCCACAUCAAAGGUGCCAACUCUCUAAAAGGUAGACUCUAUGCAGCUUUGAAGCCUGGAAGACAAUACCUACCAACAUGUCAAAGCCAUGGUGGAACAUUUCUGCUAUAAUGAAGAUUAAAUAGAAGAAUAACAGUUCCAGGAUAACACUGAUUCCUGACAACAGCGUGAGAUUUCAACAGAACUUGUUUGGAACAAAUACUCACUUAAAACUUCAGCAGAAGAAAAAUUACUUAGUCCUUAUGCCAACCAAUUUAACUGCAGUGUCAUAUGUUUCACAGGCCUUCCUACAUUUAGAAAUCGUCACACAGCUGUGAUAAGAGUAGAUUACUUUACUACGAAAUAAUUCUGAAUAGAUGAAAGCAUAAAAUGUGAGAAACUAAAUGUAUUAUUCAGGAAGAAUACUGAGUGCCUUCAUUUAACUAAAGUUGAAUGUAAAAGUCAAUUUGCACUUCUUUAUAAUCCUCUGGUUUAGAAUUAUAAAUUGUUAAAACCUUGAUAAUUGUCAUUCAUAUUUCAGGUGUCAUGAACAGGUCACUAGACUACAUUGGGCGGCCUUUAAAUAUGAUUCUUUGUAAUGCUAAAUAGUCUUUUUCUCUUUUUACUGCAACUUAACAUUUCUAUUUCGAACACAGAAAAUGAAAAUAUUUAGAAUAAGUUGUACAUUUGAUGACAAAUAAAUCACUAUUAAAAUAAUUUAAUAUAUUUUUUUUUAACAAAGGUUUGUUUCCAGGAGAACUUUUGAUGUCAGUAAAUCUUCACAAUCGCACCUGUACAUUUUAACAUUCAUGGACUUGUAAUGAUGAUGCUUUGGCUAACAGCCUAGUAGAUGUAUUUUAUUUCAAUUUUAUGAUACUAUAAUUUCAAAGUAAUUAUUCAGAACUCUGAAUAUAAAAUAGCCCUAAACCUUAAAGGACAAAUCAAAUUUGAAAUAAGAAUUUAAAUCUUUGGACAAGCUGUUAGGGCUUAGUGACUCCUACUUUAAGCUUUUAAAAUACUGACUAUUCAUAAUGAAGGAAAAUAGCAACCAACUCUUUUAGACACAAUAAACAUGGUCAGAAGUUCUGGCCUAUGACUUGAAACAAAUAACCCUGAGCAUACAUUUUUGAAAAACAUUGUCAGAUUCAUUGCUGUAAGUAUGAAGAGUUAAUAAUCUGGAAGGGAAUUAUAGAAUUAAGCUGAACCCAUGCCUGCAUAUUUAAAAAACAAAGCAGCUUAUUUUAAUACUAUCAAACUCUUCAGUAUGGUAUUGAAUAGUCAGUCAUAUAUUCUAGCUAGGCAUUUGGGUUUCUUAUGAUAAAAGCUGAACUUUUUCUCUCAAUUUUAAGUGAAAUAAAUUAGUGGAGAAAAAAUAAUUAUUUAAAAUAUAAGCCUUCAUAUUAUUGUACAAUAUUUCUCCUUUGAGAAGACAGGAUAUAUGAUUUUCCCAAAAAUCACAACUUUGAAGGAAGACUUAGUUGCUGACUUCAAUUAUAUCCUGGAACUGGCAACUUGUGCCCUUCCUUUGCUUCAAAAAAAGUGUAAGAAAGAGUGAUAAGAUCAACUUUAAUCAUUCUUGGAUCUUCAGCAAAUUCAGGAUCAAUGUAGAAAAACACUGGCAUAUCUACUUCCUCUUGGGGAUUAAGCCUUUGUUCUUCAAAACAGAAGCACUGGAAAUUAUAGAAAGAUUUUAAUAACAUUUCUAUUCUCAUGUUACAUAAUGGAAACUAUACAGUUCUUUUAUCUUAGCAUUCCAGUACACUUCGUGAUUUUAAUAAGCAUACUAUUAAAUACACAGUUCUGUGAUAAAUUAAGAGCAUCUUUUCAUCUCAAUGAGUUCUGCUUUAAGGAUCAAGAACAAAUUCUAAUCUUAAAAGCAAAUAUCCAUUUGGUUUGGUUCUCAAUCUCUGCAUAGCAGGUAUAGAUAGUGAAGAAAAAUAGCUUGAUGUUUAGAAGACAUUCGUUUUCAGAAAUCACAAGAUCUACUAAAACACUAAGUUUCAUACUAAACCGUUUAUGUAUCUUUAUCAUAUUCUGUAAAGUUUACACUUUGAUGUACCUGUAUUUUAUUGAAAUACUGUCCAGCUUCAAAUGGAACAAUAUUAUAUGUAGAAAUUCCAAUUACUGGUUUGUCAGUAGGAUUCUUAGCUCUGUAAAACGCCAGUGCAGUCUCUCCUGGCACCACCUGUUUUAAAGAAUAUAUAUAUUAUCAAUACUUUGAAUCUCACAAAGUUCCUCUUUUCCCUGCUGAAUUAGUCUCAUUAUUUUGUCUAUUCAUCAGACCAUAAUACCUAAUCUAAUGCAGGGUUCAGCAAAAUAAAUUGUGAAUAUUACCCAUAAACAUAUCUGAGUUUAAAAACUUACUUGCAUAUGUCAAUGAAGAACCAAUGUUCUAAUAUCCAUAAUUAGUUAUGAAUUGUCCUCUUGUAUAUUUGAGGUCUUCAAGGAAUAAUCUGCAAAUUAUAUUAUUUAAAAUGUGUCCAAGCCAAUCAUAUCACAGCCCUAGCCCAACUUUUCUGUAACACUUAUACCUGAAUGUCAUGAUUGACUGUUUUUUUUAAAAAGAUACCAACAUUAAACUUACCUUAAAACCAGAAUAAAA
Molecule: messenger RNA, 5282 nt
Organism: Symphalangus syndactylus (siamang)
Lineage: Eukaryota; Metazoa; Chordata; Mammalia; Primates; Hylobatidae
Gene: TOM1L1
Product: target of myb1 like 1 membrane trafficking protein
Biological process (GO): signal transduction
Cellular component (GO): membrane; endosome
Molecular function (GO): phosphatidylinositol binding; clathrin binding; ubiquitin binding
Source: RefSeq, a predicted model, not a curated record